AUGGAUAACAUCGACAUCAACUCGGAGUAUUCAGAAUCCUCUUCAAUUACAUUCGAGUGGACCCUUAGUGGGCUCAAAAGUCUUUUCGAUUCAACGAAAGGCGAUAAGAAAUCAAAAGUCACUAAAUCCAUACGCUUUGGAAAUAAUAGGUGGCAGAUUCUCUUUUACGCUAACGCUGGGCCAACAAAGGAUGGAACAGAGGGAGGAGGAUUUGUGAGCCUAUAUCUCUCAUGCGAACCCACUGUCGAAGAAAAGGAGGCUUCACUAUGGGUCCGCGAAGGAGUCUAUAAAUUCAGUUUUGAGCUUAGGAAUGUGGGUAAGAAUGUGCUGUACAAUGCUAAAGAAGCACAUAAUCAUUCCUUUACGUACAAAACCGCCAACUGGGGAUGGGCACAAUUUGCUCGGAGAGACAGUGUAUACUACCAGUCAUUGCCAGUAAAGGCCCAAGACGCUUUUGUGAUAAUUUGCACCAUUACUUCAUCGCCCGCCGCACCUAGCCAAACUUUACCCCGUCAACCUGUUCCUAAGGCUCUAUUGGACACAGUCGGAUCAUUGCUAGAUGAUCCUCUCUAUUCGGAUGUUCAAUUUAUUAUUCCGAACCGACACCAGAGCCUCAGCAAUGCCCGAAAAAUUUGGGCUUCCAAGAAGUUACUUCAACGGUCUGAAUAUUUCGAAACCAUGUUUAAUUCCAACUUCGCUGAAGGCGUUUCCGAUCCCCUGGAGCAAUCAAUUGGAACACCGCAAACAAUCUCACAUACAUCAAGGCGAAGCCAUCGGCGGCUCAAUAUGAUUCUUGAUGAAUUUGAGGACUCUGAUAACGAUGACGAAGAAUUUUCGGAGUCCAGGAGCCGUCGGUUAUCAAGUUCAGACGGGACAGACGACUUCGCUCUGUCUCUGCCCGACUCUAACACGGAGGAUGGCGAUAGAUCAGAGACACAAUCCACCAUAUCUGAAGCUCAUUUCGCUAGCCCUCCGACCGAGCCAUUUUCCGAACCUGUCAAAUCAAUUCAAGAGACCAUUGCCAGCGUACCUCCCAAGAUGACAAUCGUUGUUCGUGAUGCUGCUUACAACACCUAUCGUGCCAUGCUGUAUUACAUCUAUACAAAUAACAUUGUUUUUGCCCCUUUGUCUUCAUCAUUUCUCGCAAUGCCGCAAGAUGGCACCCUUCCCCCAUCUGAAAGCAUUCCUUCUACACCGUCAGAGGGAUGCCAAGUUCCUGGAGCAAAGCGCAUAUCUUCUAGGGAUCAAUCAUCUUCGCGAGCCGAAUGGAUCAAAGAGUGGAUGGCUGCAAAUCCUGGAAGGCCAGCUCCAUGUUCAGCUAAAUCUAUGUACAGAAUUGCUGAUAGACUUGAUAUGAGCGACUUAAAAGAACGCGCUGCUCAACAUAUCCUGAAGUCUUUAACUGUUGACAACAUCGGAUAUGAAGUCUUUUCGCCUUUUGCCGCAGCAUUUGAAGCAAUACGCAAGGUGGAGGUAGAAUUUUUUCUGUCUCACUGGCAUGAAAUUCGUGCCUCCGAGACCAUGAAAAAUGUAUGGCUGCAAAUUAGGAAUGGAAGGCAUCCUGGUUUCGAAGAAGUAUGGCCUUUGAUUGCUCAAAGCUUAGAGUUUAAUCCCAGUACUGGUUCUGGGACCUCAACAUCUCCUAAAGCCAUAGACACCUAG
Molecule: messenger RNA, 1662 nt
Organism: Psilocybe cubensis
Lineage: Eukaryota; Fungi; Basidiomycota; Agaricomycetes; Agaricales; Agrocybaceae
Exons: 13
Coding region: 1-1662 (553 amino acids)
Biological process (GO): regulation of proteolysis; proteasome-mediated ubiquitin-dependent protein catabolic process
Cellular component (GO): cytoplasm
Molecular function (GO): ubiquitin protein ligase binding
Source: RefSeq, a predicted model, not a curated record